Molecule: messenger RNA, 726 nt
Organism: Microthlaspi erraticum
Lineage: Eukaryota; Viridiplantae; Streptophyta; Magnoliopsida; Brassicales; Brassicaceae
Source: the annotation of a GenBank genome assembly
AUGUUGGGUUUCGUCGGGAUUUUGGUAUCGGAUCCAUGGCUACAGAACCAAUUCACGCAGGUGGAGCUCCGGAGUUUGAAAUCUCACUUCACGAGCAUGAGAAGGGAGAGCGGAAAGCUCAUCGUGUCAGACCUCGCGUCAAGGAUGGGGAAAUCAAAGGUGGUCGGAGAUCAAAACCUCGGCAACGAAGAAAGAGCGUCUCUGAUCCAAAGUUUCCAUCCGAACUUAAACGACGAAGUCGAUUUCGAAUUUUACUUGAGGAUUUAUCUGAAUCUCCAAGCUCAUGUGAACGCCAUAAUCGGAAGCGGCGUGAAGAAUUCGUCUGCAUUUCUCAAAGCAGCUACAACCACUUUGCUGCACACUAUCAGCGAUUCUGAGAAGUCUUCUUAUGUUGCUCAUAUUAAUAAUUACCUCUCUGGAGAUGAAUUUUUGAACAAGUACCUCCCUAUUAACCCUUCCUCGAAUGAUCUCUUUGAAGUGGCAAAAGAUGGCGUUUUACUUUGUAAACUUAUAAAUGUGGCGGUUCCUGGGACGAUUGAUGAACGAGCAAUAAAUACUAAGAGUAUGCUUAAUCCAUGGGAGAGAAACGAAAACCAUACGCUUUGCCUUAACUCUGCCAAGGCCAUUGGGUGUACUGUGGUUAAUAUAGGAACUCAAGAUAUCAUUGAAGGAAGGCGUCAUCUUGUGCUCGGUGUGAUUUCUCAAAUCAUCAAGGUGAGGCUCUAA